Amblyraja radiata (thorny skate) is the source of this 569-nucleotide messenger RNA. RefSeq names its product RNA-binding protein Musashi homolog 2-like. Gene Ontology annotation, biological process: central nervous system development; regulation of translation. The record is from RefSeq and is a predicted model, not a curated record. The coding region runs from base 201 to 554 and encodes 117 amino acids. Gene Ontology annotation, molecular function: mRNA binding. The transcript is spliced from 7 exons. Lineage: Eukaryota; Metazoa; Chordata; Chondrichthyes; Rajiformes; Rajidae. Gene Ontology annotation, cellular component: cytoplasm.
CUAGGGCCCGCCCAUGUUGGGGGCUGAGGCAGCGGCAGCGGCGGCGGAGCCCGGACCCGACCGGACCGAGCUGAUCCCACGUGUGACGGGCUCCCUCUCGCCUGCCUCUCCACUCUCUCGGAGCGGCGCUGAUCUCUUCAUUUUUCCGGGGGGCUCUGUGCGUGGUUCUAUGUGUGUGUGUCUUGAUUAGUUGCUAGAUAAUGGAGGCAGACGGCAGUCAAGCCACCUCUGGCAGUCCCACCGACUCACAACAUGACCCAGGUAAAAUGUUCAUCGGCGGCCUAAGCUGGCAGACCUCACCAGACAGCCUUAGGGACUAUUUCAGCAAAUUUGGCGAGAUCAGAGAGUGUAUGGUAAUGCGAGACCCGACCACGAAGCGAUCCAGAGGCUUCGGUUUCGUUACGUUUGCCGAUUCUGCAAGUGUAGAUAAAGUAUUAGCUCAGCCCCAUCACGAACUAGAUUCAAAGACGAUUGACCCAAAGGUUGCAUUUCCUCGAAGAACACAACCCAAGAUGGUCACUCGAACUUUGAGGUUGGAAUUGCAGUAUAGUUAAAAGAAAUUGGGACAU